GGCGAGCCAUUCUCCAUCUGCAAGAACUGAUCAUCUGCUCUGUUGCCGGCCAAUGCCCUCCCAGAGCCGGCCACAACCUCGGGUUUUUGGCGAAAUGGAUGAAACGCCCACGCCUCCAGCCAAUUCGCACGCGCACACUUAUUUCAGACGCAUCCGCUCUAGUUCAGGCGAAUGGCAGCUCUCAUGCAUUGGGAGACUGGCUGCUGAUGCGACCCGGGCGCCAGAAUAUCAAAGUACCUCUGCCGUGUACUCGUACAGACUUCAACUGCGGGACGUUCCCACUGUACCUUUGGUGGCAAGCAGACAGACGGUCACAUCUCGUGUACAUGACAGAGGCACAUCCACCGACCUGCUUGGGUGCAUAUACGCAUACCCGCAUACACACUUACAUGCUCGUACCGCACAUACAAACAACCAUACAUGCAUCUUGCAUGCUCGUACAGAACUCUACCCGCCAAGAGCCAAUGCUAACAAAGCUGCCCUUGUCCCUUACAGCUGCACCGGUCGUGACACCUCCAUUGAGAACCUCCCUUACCCGGGACUAGCAGAGUGUCUGCCAGCAACGUCGAUUGUGAGCACGCCGAACUUGAUUGUGAUAAAUGACUCACGAAUUGAUACCCAAAGCCCGAUGGCCAUUGGUAAGCAAAUGGCCAACGACAGCAAGGAGAGAGAGAAAGAAAACUACAACAAGGCAGGGCUCGGCAGCACUUCUUGCGCCAGCCCACUCGUACUAGGUCUCGAUAUCUGGCCGCCUCCACCGCAAGAGUCUGCUCGUCUCGUCUUCCAUCCAAUCUCAUGGCGACAGCUGAACAACACAUACAUACGUGCCCGCCUACAUACACAUACAUCAUGUACGUGCGCACGCACAUGCAUCCGGACCACCUACUCGUACCGACAUGCGCAAUCAGGCAUCAAAAACGAUCCCCCAGCUAGGGCAAAGCUGGUAAAACAGCCGCCCGCACAGAGGCAUCGCCAGACCCGCGCUCCCAUUUGCUCCAAAUCUCCGGGUUACAGCUGCAGCUGCCUCUGUGGUCCUCUCUUUUCCCUUUCCAUGUUAUGGCCGCAUACGGCUCACGCUACACACACGGACAAACAGAAUGCUGUGGCCUCACAGCCAUACAUCUUCAGACUCUCGCAGUUCACAUACACAUGCUAUUCCGUACAUACAGACAAAACAUACAUGCCGCAAUCGCCUGCUACAUGA
Messenger RNA from Trichoderma harzianum CBS 226.95, 1204 nucleotides. RefSeq lists its product as hypothetical. The record is from RefSeq and is a predicted model, not a curated record. The coding region runs from base 53 to 1204 and encodes 383 amino acids. Lineage: Eukaryota; Fungi; Ascomycota; Sordariomycetes; Hypocreales; Hypocreaceae. The transcript is spliced from 3 exons.